AUGGAAAUGUGCGAGCGGAAUCCUUUAAAUCCCGGCUAUGUUGGUUCGCUGCUGAAUUUUGCUCCCCCUGAGUCGCUGUAUUUCUCCAACCUGCGCGGUAAUGGAGCCCACAUACCCGGGCUGCAUCAGCUCCCUUACAAUAGGAGAGAGGUGUGCACGCUCCCCUGGACUUCCUCAAGUUCGUGCGCGUCUGGACCGGCAGCACCACCACAGAGCCGCGCUUUUGGAGGCUACUGUCCACCGUUCCUGUCCAACUCGGUAUCUAUAAAUACUAACUCGUCCGGCGGCCACGUCAAGGCGCAUUUGGAGGAGACUGCUCGGUGCUUCCAGGACACGAGCCACAAGACAGAGGAGGCAGGCAGGCAGGAGGAGGUGUACGCCGGGGAGCACGGGAUACGCGGGUACUCGGAUCUGGAGAGCCGCUCUCAGGGAUCGGCUCAGCUUGACCCGGAUUCAGCAGGUUCAUUGAGUGUGAACGGAUCCAAACAAGAGCACAACUCCAUCCACGCGCCCCCAAGUGACACGUGCUCCAGGACCACUUUUGAUCAAGGUGCCCCGUGGUGCUCGUCACAAGUGAAAACAAGAAAGAAGAGAAAGCCCUACUCCAAGCCGCAGCUGGCUGAACUUGAGAAUGAAUUUAUGAUGAAUGAAUUCAUCAACAGACAGAAACGGAAGGAGCUCUCAGACAGACUCGAGCUGAGCGACCAACAAGUGAAAAUAUGGUUUCAGAAUCGCAGGAUGAAGAAGAAACGACUGAUGAUGCGCGAGCAAGCUUUCUCCGCAUACUGA
This is a messenger RNA of Salarias fasciatus (jewelled blenny), 789 nucleotides long. It is a transcript of the gene hoxd12a, whose product is annotated as homeobox D12a. The record is from RefSeq and is a predicted model, not a curated record. The transcript has 2 exons. Gene Ontology annotation, molecular function: DNA-binding transcription factor activity, RNA polymerase II-specific; sequence-specific double-stranded DNA binding. Gene Ontology annotation, biological process: regulation of DNA-templated transcription. Bases 1 to 789 code for a protein of 262 amino acids. NCBI's taxonomy places the organism in Eukaryota, Metazoa, Chordata, Actinopteri, Blenniiformes, Blenniidae.